Molecule: messenger RNA, 2226 nt
Organism: Trichomonas vaginalis G3
Lineage: Eukaryota; Parabasalia; Trichomonadida; Trichomonadidae
Product: peptidyl-serine phosphorylation
Exons: 1
Coding region: 1-2226 (741 amino acids)
Biological process (GO): peptidyl-serine phosphorylation; intracellular signal transduction
Molecular function (GO): protein serine/threonine kinase activity; ATP binding
Source: RefSeq, a predicted model, not a curated record
AUGAUGAAUGAAUCGCGUCUUGUUCCUUCAGAUUCCUAUGAAGACCAGACGCCAAAAUCCGAACAGAACGAAUCACUUGACUUCUUUGAUGUAGAUCAAGACACGUAUCCCAGAGCUUUCAACGUAUUGCAACAACAAUCUGUAAAUCUCUCUGAUAUAAAAUCAAAUAUACAUAGCAUUAAAGACGGCUUAUCCGAGAAAGAACUGCAACAACUUCAAUAUUUAGAAUAUCUCAUACAAAGUUUAGAGAACAGCGAUUUUGGAUCUGUUUUCUUAUGUGCAACAAAUACGAUUCCAACGCUUCAGAACGUAGUUUCAUCAUCACCAACGAAUGCCCCUCUUUGCCAAGUCGCUUCUUCCCUUUUGUCGAUUGUCUUAAAAUUGUCUCGUAUUUUCUCUUUUGUCAGCUGCACUCUUCCUACAUCUGUCAGCCAGUCUGUCGAGCGAUCCAAAGCUCCUCAGAAUAACCCGGAAGAAGAAAAUUCGCAACCAGACGAAAUGAUGGUUUUAUGUCGAAUUUGCGAAGAAUAUGUACCAAUAGAUCUUAUCGAGGAGCACUCGAAGAGUUGCGUUAUUGCAUACGAAUCCGAGUUUAACUUGAUUACGACCGAUGAACGAAUUAAAAAACUUCAAAAAGCGAUAAGAAAUUCAAUUUUAAACGAAAAAUGGCCAGGUGCACCAUCGAAAACCAUAAACGUUCUCCUCCCGAUGCUUCAUGUUACGAUGUUGCUGGAUGUUGCAACGUCAAAUUCAGACCAAUUAUCUCAUGCCGCCGAUGCCAUUUUUAAAAUGGAAAUUCCAGAUGCGACACCGAAUGUGACUUCUUUCCUUGCAAAAGCAAAGGAAUUGAUGCAAGAAAAAAUCCGUGCAAACGCUACUUACACGCAAGCCCUUCAGAACUCGGCAAAGACACGCUGUAACGGUACCUUCGCAGGAGCUCAAUCCUUACAAACAACGAUCGCUGAUUUUACCUUUAUAAGAAAAAUUUCGAGUGGAGCAUUUGCCAAAGUUUUUCUAGCAAUAAAGACACGUACAGGUGAUAUAUACGCUAUCAAAGUUACGCCUAAGAGCAGUUUGAAACAGAAAAACACAUUUAAGAGAGUUUUAACAGAAAAAGAUAUUUUGUUACAGAAUAGCAAUCCAUUCAUCGUUGACUUCUAUUAUUCUAUCAUUGGUGACCAUAACCUUUACUUGGUUAUGGAAUAUUUACCUGGUGGUGACUUAUAUUCGCUUCUUAAUAAUAUUGGCUCGCUUGAUGAAACAGCAGCCAGAAUUUAUACAGCACAAAUUGUUAAGGCUCUCGAGUACCUACAUUCUCAUGGAAUAGUUCAUAGAGAUCUUAAACCUGACAAUAUUUUAAUUAAUAUUUCGGGAAAACUCAAACUAACAGACUUCGGACUUUCGCUUUACGGUGCAUAUGAUAGAGCUAUACCAGACGAUAGCAAAACCAUUGUUGGAACUCCUGAUUAUUUAGCUCCCGAAAUUAUUUUAUCAUCAAAGCACAGUUUUACAGCUGACUAUUGGUCUCUCGGGUGUGUUAUCUACGAAUUCCUUACUGGAGCUCCUCCAUUCCACAUGGAAACUGAAAUGGAAACUUUUGCCCAAAUUUUGACAGGAAGAUUUGAUAUAGAUCCCCUUGAAGACAUGAGUGAUGAAGUCAUUGAUCUAAUCAAGCAUCUUCUUCAAGUUGAUCCCGAAAAAAGACUCGGAUUCAAUGGAAUCAAAGAAAUUAUGGAUCAUCCAUGGUUUGCUGGUCUUGACUGGGAUGCCAUUGAUGAUCUGGAACCUGUUUUCGUACCAGAACCUAAAGACAAAUACAGCGUUGACUACUUUACAGAAAGAUACAAUUUUGAGAAGGAUGAUGAGAUAGAAAAUGACAUUUUGGAUGACAUAGAGCGUGCAAAGACCCAGACCCCCCACUCUGUAUCAAUGACAGAUCUCAGUUCUCGAAAUUCCUUCGCAUCCAGAUUGGAAUUCAGCUCAGAAGAAGACUCCCUCGACAGCGAUGAAGAUAUGGCCAGUUUCCCUUCGAUUGCACUACAGAAUCUGUCCAGAAAGGCCACAGAAUUCCCUCUGGCCCCCGUACAUCGAAGGGCAAGCUCAGUAGACAAGCGGGCAAGCUUCGGAGUGAUAAGUAGCGUUCCUUCAGCCCCACAGGAUCUGACGCUAUCAAAGAGUUUCGCGUCUAAAGUUGGCAGCGCAUCAAUAAUUGAAUUGGAAAAAUAG